Molecule: messenger RNA, 3696 nt
Organism: Sphaeramia orbicularis (orbiculate cardinalfish)
Lineage: Eukaryota; Metazoa; Chordata; Actinopteri; Kurtiformes; Apogonidae
Product: platelet-derived growth factor receptor beta-like
Exons: 28
Coding region: 244-3435 (1063 amino acids)
Biological process (GO): positive regulation of kinase activity; angiogenesis; cell chemotaxis
Cellular component (GO): signaling receptor complex; plasma membrane
Molecular function (GO): ATP binding; platelet-derived growth factor binding; platelet-derived growth factor beta-receptor activity
Source: RefSeq, a predicted model, not a curated record
ACUGUGAGUCAGUCUGUUGGUUUCCAUUCGUCGUCCGUCUGGAAUGAGCUGAAGGAGCAAAUGGACAGAGGGGAAAGACGGGGAGGAGGAGGAGAAGAGGAGUAAACAGACAGGAGUGAAGAGGGAGAAGAGGAGUAAAGGCGAGGAGGAAUCAAAGGGAGGCAGAGAGAGGAGUAAAGAAGAAGAGGAGGAAGAGGAGGAGCAGCGUCUGAAGAAAACAGGUGAUUGGCUGCUGACAGAUGGAUGAGUGACAGACAGACAGACAGUCCAUCCUCUCUGUGUUCUAUUAGGAUGGUGUCCAUUAAAGGACAAACAGGAAGUGUGGUGCACUUUCUGCUGGGUGUGUUGCUGCUCCUACCUGAAGGGGGCGUCGUCUGUCUGGAGCUGCUGCCGUCACUCUCUGAUGUCCAGCUGAAAGAAAAUGCCAGCUUUACUGUGGUGUGUUCUGGGUGGAGUCAGGUGUCAUGGCAGUUACCUGUAGAGCCUCAGGAGGAUGGCGUUGUCGUGGAGAAUCAGGGCUCAAGCAGCGUCCUGCGGCUCAUCAAUGCCACAUGGAGGAAUUCUGGGAGAUACAGCUGUGAGGAGGCAGCGUCUGACCAGACCAGAGACAUCGACAUCUUCAUACCUGGACAAAGUCCUGAUGAGUGGUUUGUCCCGGACAGUCUACGUAUGGUGAUGAAGCACUCAGAGGAGGGCACCAUCCCCUGCGUGGUGUCUGAUCCACAGCUCAGCGUUGUACUGUUUGAGCGUCCGGGCAGGAAGCCUGUUACCGGGACAACAUAUGAACCGGGGCGUGGCUUCACAGGACGCCUUAACGACACGUCGUACUUCUGCUUGGCCACCCGUGGGGAUGAAGAGAAAGAGUCGCAGGUCUACUAUGUCUACAGCAUCGUAGUUCCAAAGGUGAUGAAGGUGGAGCUGAUGGCGUCCAGCACGGUGUUAAAGGUGGGUGAAGCUCUGACUGUAAACUGCACCGUCAAAGGCACAGAGCUGGUCUUCUUCUCCUGGGACUUCCCACGCAAACAGGACCUCGAACCACUCACAGACUAUCAGCCCAAUCGGGUCCGCUCUUUCAUCAACAUCUCCAUGGUUACGCUGGCAGACUCCGGUGUGUAUGCUUGUAUUGCUCAAGAAACAACACAAGGGCAAACAGCGGAGAAAAAUAUAACAGUAACAGUACUGGAUCGAGGUUACGUUUAUGUGCAGCCCAUGGGUGACACAAACGUAUCAUCUCUCCUCCAUCACACGGUGGAGUUCAGUAUGGAGGUCGAUGCCCACCCUGCCCCCACUGUCCAGUGGACCAGAGACAACCAGAGCAUCGCCACAGAACCCUCUGUCAUCAGCACCACUCACCUGACAGGCAGCAGGUAUGUGUCUACGCUGACGUUGGUUCGAGUGCAGAUGGAUCAGGCAGGAAGUUACACCGCGACUGUUUCCAAUGAAGAUGACACCAGUGAGGUCGUCUUUGUCCUGGAGGUCAAAGCGCCCCCCAGGAUCACGUCACUGUCUGAGGUCGGUAGUCGGUCGGUGCUGUGUGUCAGUGAAGGAGCUCCGCCCCCUUCUGUCACCUGGUACACCUGUCAGGGUACACACAGGUGCAGUAAUGUGACGGGUGGCUGGAGGAGCCUAUCAGCAGGUUCAGAGGGAGUGGUUCUACAGGAGAACGUUACAGAACUGGACGACAAACGACUCACGCAGGUACGCAGUCUGCUAACUCUGCAGACUCUCAGCUCUUUGUCAGCUGUUCGCUGUGAGGCCAAAAAUUCUGCAGGACGUCGGGCCUGGGACCUCAGACUGCUGACCACCUCUCUCCUGUCUCAGGUCACGGUUUUAGCAGCGGUUCUGGUUCUGGUUGUCCUCGCUGUCAUCUUCCUCAUCAUCCUCAUCCUUCUGUGGAGAAAGAAACCUCGUUAUGAAGUCCGUUGGAAGGUGAUUGAAUCUGUGAGUCCUGACGGUCAGCAAUACACCUACAUAGACCCCGCCCACCUGCCCUACAACUCCACCUGGGAAGUACCAAGAGACAACGUAGUACUGGGUCAGGUAUUGGGUUCAGGUGCGUUUGGUCGUGUCGUCGAGGCAUCUGUCUCUGAUCUAAUUCAGUCUAAUUCUACGACUAAAGUGGCUGUGAAGAUGGUCAAACCCAACAGUGGUGCGGUUCAGUCUCUGAUGUCGGAGUUGAAGGUGUUGAUCCAUCUUGGUCCUCACCCAAACAUCGUCAACCUGCUGGGAGCGUGCACCAGAGGGGGUCCUCUUUACCUGAUCACAGAGUUCUGUCGUCAUGGCGACUUAGUGAACUACUUGCAGAGGAACAAACACACCUUCCUGCAGAAUGAUACACAUGGAAAGAGUGAAAGUGACGGUGGAUACAUGGACAUGAAUCAGGAGGAGAGCAUUCAGUACGUUGCCAUGCAGCAGCUCAGCUAUGCCGAUAUUGAACCUGCCGUGUACGAGACACCCUACAAACCUCCUGACAACACAGACCAGCAGGGGGCGCCGCCUCACCUCAGUGACUCUCCUCUCCUCAGUCUCAGUGACCUCCUCAGCUUCUCCUUCCAGGUCGCACAGGCCAUGGACUUCCUCUGUUCCAAAAAUUGCGUCCACAGAGACCUGGCAGCGCGUAAUGUCCUAAUAUGUGAAGGGAAACUGGUGAAAGUCUGUGACUUUGGUUUGGCUCGAGACCUGCAGAAGGACCAGGACUACGUCGCCAGGGGCAACAGCUUCCUGCCAGUGAAAUGGAUGUCUCCAGAGAGUAUUUUCCAGAACAUCUACAGCUGCCAGAGCGACGUCUGGUCCUAUGGCGUCCUGCUGUGGGAGAUCUUCUCACUGGGUGGGAGUCCAUACCCUGACCUCCCGAUGACUCAGGAGUUUUACUCAGCCAUGAAGCGAGGAUACCGUAUGGCCCAGCCUGACCACGCCCCCUCUGACAUUUAUGACCUGAUGAAGCAGUGCUGGGAGGACAAACCCCAGUCCAGACCUUCUUUUUCCUCAUUGGUCGUCUCAGUGGGAAACAUGUUAAGUGACGAUUUCCGAAAGCGCUACCUGCAGCUGACCAAAGACUUCCUGAACGGUGAUAAUCCAGCUGUGGUUCGAUCCAGACCAGGUCUGUCCAGACGAACAGAUGAUCAGGCGGACAGACAGACGGACUCACAUGAUGAUGGCAUUCCUCAGGUAAAAGUUCACCUGUCGGAGGCGGAGCCAGAGAGGGCUGGCCCCUCAAACGGUACUUACAUCAUCCCCAUCUGUGACAUCACCAUAGAAACCAAAGAGGGCACAGCGCUGGACGCAGACAGCCCUCAGCUCUCCGACUCGCUUCCAGACUCAAACUCCCAGGAUGCUUCAGGUGAACAGGAAGUGACAUCCUCAGAACCCAAGCAGGAUGCCAAGGAACCUGAAGCAUCCUGCAGCCGUGAGGAAGAGGAGGAGAGCUGCCUGUGACAGGUCAUCUGCCUGACAGUCUGAGAUGAGGGCAAACAUAGGCAAUAGGCUUUAAGCAGGAGUUUAACCAGCUGUGUUUGUUUUUUAUAUUGCCAAUGCCAACGGGAGACACAAACACCCUUUCAGUAUAAAAUGAAAGGCCCCUUGUUGUGUCCUUGCUUUAAUCGUGUAGUGUUUGUGUAUAUCUGCGUUAUUAUCUGCUUCUGUUUACUUACAUAUUACAUGACAAUAAACAUUAAAGUCAUAUUUCUUUUCAGUCAA